Messenger RNA from Parnassius apollo (apollo), 717 nucleotides. The record is from the annotation of a GenBank genome assembly. Lineage: Eukaryota; Metazoa; Arthropoda; Insecta; Lepidoptera; Papilionidae.
AUGUUCAAAACCGAAAAUCCUCAGUCUGUUGUAAAGAAGUCUUAUUUUCGUGCAAUAUUCAACCAAGAUUUCAAUUUAGGAUUCGGUAAUCCGAGAACAGACGUUUGCUCGAAAUGCAUUGAAUUGGAUGGGAAAAUUAAAAUGGAAAACGACCAAGUAAAAAAGAAAGACCUCAUGAUCGAAAAAAGAGUCCACAGGCUCAGGGCAAAAGCAUUCUUUAAAUUGCUUCAGGAAAAAUCAGACGAUAUGAUCACUUUCUCAUUCGACUGUCAAAAAAAUAAUCCCCUACCCAAAGUACCUGACCAAAGUGCAUACUACAGUCGCCAAAUAUAUCUCUACAAUUUUACGAUUGUUCAGGGUUCUUCAAAGAACGAAUUUCCAAAAACAUCUAACCAGAUAGCCUCUGCAGUGUACGACCGUUUAAAUAAAACUAAUUUUGAAGGGAUUAACACUGUUCGUCUUGUAGCUGAUGGAUGUGGCGGGCAGAACAAGAAUAGCAUAUUGCUAUGUAUGCUGUCAAGAUGGCUUCUCGACAACACGUCUCUGAAAAAAAUUGAAGUCGUUUUCCCCAUUACUGGGCAUUUUUUCAUGCCACCAGACCGAGUUUUCGGAAACAUUGAAAAAGUCCUUAAAAAACAAGAAGUAAUCAUUCGACCUGAAGAUUACAUAGACAUCAUUGCAACAAAUGCAACCAUUACAAAAAUGCGUGACAUUUAA